Drosophila ficusphila is the source of this 2832-nucleotide messenger RNA. Its product is annotated as protein Optix. Gene Ontology annotation, molecular function: RNA polymerase II cis-regulatory region sequence-specific DNA binding; DNA-binding transcription factor activity, RNA polymerase II-specific. The record is from RefSeq and is a predicted model, not a curated record. Lineage: Eukaryota; Metazoa; Arthropoda; Insecta; Diptera; Drosophilidae. Gene Ontology annotation, biological process: regulation of transcription by RNA polymerase II. Gene Ontology annotation, cellular component: nucleus; transcription regulator complex.
CCGGAGAGCCGAGCUGCCUGCCGCCAGAGUAUCUGUAUCUGUGGCGCGUCAUUGUUGUGCUGCUACUGCCACUGCUUCCACCUCUGCCGCUAUCGCUGUGUAGUCAUAUAGCCGUAUAGCCGUAUAGCCGUAUUGCCGUAUAGCCGCAUAGCCAUAUAGCUGUUUAGCUAUAGCUUCCAUAGCUUCUGUGCCGUUACCGUUAACGCUGCCGUCGCCUGCCUAGUGGGCAGCUCAGUUACAAGACCAUUAUUUGACGUAUUUUUUGCGCGCUCGGUUGGUCGUUUGGUUGGCUGCUCGCUCUCUCGGUUACCGAAUCGGUUGUACUUCUACUUUGGCUCGUACUUGUGCUAGUAUACUGAUAUACUACUGUACUGGUGUAUGGUGUAGUAUCCACUGCCUGAGGAGCCCCCUAGCUGUGGAGCAGCGGCAGUUGCGCUCCGUUCGUGGACCGGGCACGGGUAUCGCAUUCAUGAGCUGGCUCAUUGGCAGUCAUUUGGAUUCGCACGCCAGUCGGACCGGUGGCCACCUCUCACGUCCACAAGCCAGCGAUCGCGCGCGCGUUCUUGAAAAGUGCGCUAACCGACCGAUACAUUAAAGCCGCAUCAAAUCGGAGCGAAUCGGAGCAAAUCGAAUCGAAGCGGAUCGGGAAACCCAGUGACAGUGCUCGCAAAAGGAAGAAACAGAAUUUCGUGAUUAGUGACUUAGUGUUGUGAACAGCAAGAUUGCUUCGUUCCGGUGCAGAGUAGUAUGCCAAUUUGUUCACAGUGGAUUCAACGAAUAAAAUGGCCGUUGGACCGACGGAGGGCAAACAGCCGCCCUCAGGGAGCUUCUCGCCCACGCACCACCAGAUUAUAGCCCCCAGCCCCAUCCUGGCCGUGCCGACGCUGGCCUUCUCCGCCGCCCAGGUGGAGAUCGUCUGCAAGACGCUCGAGGACUCCGGCGACAUCGAGCGCCUCGCCCGCUUCCUCUGGAGCCUUCCGGUGGCCCUGCCCAACAUGCACGAGAUCCUCAACUGCGAGGCGGUCCUCCGUGCCCGGGCCGUGGUCGCCUACCAUGUGGGCAACUUCAGGGAACUUUAUGCAAUAAUAGAGAAUCAUAAGUUUACUAAGGCGUCCUACGGCAAGCUGCAGGCCAUGUGGCUGGAGGCCCACUACAUUGAGGCCGAGAAGCUCCGCGGUCGAUCACUAGGCCCCGUAGACAAGUAUCGGGUGCGAAAGAAGUUCCCCCUGCCGCCGACGAUCUGGGACGGGGAGCAGAAGACGCACUGCUUCAAGGAGCGCACGCGGAGCCUACUGCGCGAAUGGUACCUACAGGAUCCCUAUCCGAACCCCACCAAGAAGCGGGAGCUGGCCAAGGCCACCGGGCUGAAUCCCACGCAAGUGGGCAACUGGUUCAAGAACCGCCGCCAGCGGGAUCGGGCUGCUGCGGCCAAGAAUCGCAUCCAGCACAGCCAGAACAACUCGGGGAUGGGCUGCCGCAGCCGGCGGGCGGACGGAGCGGCCUCGCCGACGCCCUCGGACAGCUCCGACUCGGACAUCUCGCUGGGGACGCACUCGCCGGUGCCGAGCAGCCUGCAGCUGCAGCACAGCCCGGGGAGCACCUCCAACGGGGCCAACGACCGCGAGGAGAGCCUCAGCGUGGACGACGACAAGCCGCGCGACCUGAGCGGCUCCCUCCCGCUGCCCCUCUCCCUCCCCCUGCCGCUGGCCUCGCCCACGCACACUCACACGCACACGCACACCCCGCCCCAGCUGCCGGCGGGCUACGGGGGCGGAGCGGGCGGCGGACCAGGGGGCGGGCUCGCCGGCCACGGCUGCCUGCCGCCCUUCAAGCUGGACGCGGCGACCAGCCUCUUCAGCGCCGGCUGUUACCUGCAGAGCUUCAGCAACCUGAAGGAGAUGUCCCAGCAGUUCCCCAUCCAGCCGAUCGUCCUGCGUCCGCACCCCCAGCUCCCCCAGCCGCUGACCCUGAACGGAGCGGGCGGAGCCGGCGGGCCACCACUGCACCAUCCCGCCUACGCGGCUGCCUACAGUGUGGAGUGCGUCCCGGGACACGGACCUCCGCAUCCGCCGCCCAAGCUGAGGAUCAACUCGCCGGAGAAGCUCAACUCCACGGCGGUGGCUGCGGUUGGAGUGGGAGGAGGUGCUGGUGGAGGAGGAGGAGGAGGGGCGGGUCACCCGGAGCCCACCACCACGGGAUACCACCACAGUGGGCAGCUGCUGCUGCAUCGACCUUUCUCCACGUCGCCGGAACUCAAGCACAGUGCUCCCGAGAUCACAUGAUAUCAGCGGGUCUGAGGUGUCCACCUAUAAAGCCCAGCCCAGCCCACCACCAGAUCACCAAGAUCCCCGAGAUCACCAAGAUCCCCGAGAUCACCCGAUCACCUAAUCCCCUGAAGCCCCGAAGCACUAAGGCCCAGCUAUUCAGAUUGUUUCAAUUGUAUCUCUAAGUUAGCCCGUAGUUAAGCGCAUCCCAGCGGCAGAGUUCGAGCAAUAUUCGAUCCGGAACUGUUUCCUAUAUCAUGACCCGUAUUACCUAUACCGUUAUCCAGCAGCAGCAGCAGCAGCAGCAGCAAAUCGCAAGCGUCGCACACUCACUCUUCAAAGAUAGCCAUUUAAGCCGGAUGGAAAUUGAGACAGAGAUCUGAGGAAAAGUUCAGGAGGCGGAGAUCCGCCAAGCUGGACUCGAGUUCGAAACGUUUUCAUUCUAAUUUUGUGUGUGUGUACGUAUUUGUAAAUAGAGUUUAAGUAUGCAAAUCAUAGAGCUUACGUAUACAUUUAGAUUGCAAUAAAAACCGAAUGAACAGUUAAGAAUUUGAAUCAUUACACGAAA